AUGAAUAAUAUAACAACACCAGGUCAGGUAAUCACUGAUUUAAAGUUAUCAUCGAAUAAAGACUCUGGUGAAAAGAAGAUAUCAAAGAAAGAAGAAAAUGUAUCAUCAACUUCUGACAUUACCAAUAUACUUCUUCUUGGUGAAACUGGAGUUGGUAAAUCAACUUUCAUUAAUGCUUUUGCAAACUAUCUUACAUUUAACACACUCGAAGAAGCUCAGAGGAAUGAACCAGUAGUACUCAUGCCUGUUUCAUUUCUUAUGACAACUGGUGAUAAUUUUGAAGAACAUAUUGUGAAAUUUGGUGAUAUAGAUGAUUCUAAUAAUGAAGAUUUUGAUCAUCCUGGUCAAUCUGUCACACAACAUUGUAAAGCAUAUGUAUUUUAUCUUAAUGGCACUGAUCAACAAAAACUACGUAUUAUUGAUACACCUGGUUUUGGUGAUACACGAGGUAUUGAACAAGAUGAUCUCAAUAUGGAACAUAUUUUAGAAUAUGUGAAUAAUCUUUCUCAUCUCAAUGCAAUAUGUUUUCUUCUCAAACCAAAUGCAUCAAGACUGAAUAUCUCUUUUCGAUCAUGUAUUACUCAAUUAUUUUCUCUUUUAGAUCAAAAUGCUCUUAAUAAUAUUAUCUUUUGUUUUACUAAUAGUCGAUCGACAUUUUAUACUCCUGGAGAUACUGCACCAUUACUUAAGAAAAUGCUCAUUUCUCUCUCAAUCGGUAAUGUUCCAUUCAAAAAAGAAAAUAUAUUUUGUUUUGAUAGUGAAUCAUUUCGGUAUUUGGUUGCUGUACAAAAUGGAAUUAAAUUCAAUGGUGAUGAAAGGCAAGAAUAUGAAAUGAGUUGGUCAACUUCAGUAAAUCAAUCAAAUCGUCUUAUUGGUUAUAUUCGUAAAAACAUCGGUUUGUAUCAUAUAGAUGGUACCUUACAAUCAAUGAAACAUGUUCAAUAUGAAAUCAAUCAUAUGGUUCGUCCAAUGUUAAAAACAAUGAGGAAUUAUCUUCGAAAUCUUAUCCUUCGAACAGAGAAUUCUAUAAAGGCUUCAUUGAAAUUGCAUGCCAAAGAUAUUUCUUUUCCAGCUACUCUUUGCAUUUCAUGUGUACCUUAUGCAUUACUAGUUGGACAGUUUUGGAUUGCAAAAAACAUUCCACAUAAAAUUCAAAAUAAUCAUUGUAGUUGUGAAUGUUCUCUCAAUCAACAUAUUCCAAUUGAUUACAUACUCGAAUAUAAAUCUUCGAAAAAACCGCUCAAGCCUAAUCACGAUGAUAUAAGUGAUCUUCUGCAUAAACUUUGUUAUGCAAGUGCAGAACUUUCUUAUUUUCUUGUACAUUCAACUGCUUUCUCGAAAAUUAGCAAUGCAGAACUUGAUUGUACCAUCUAUGACAAUGAUCUUGAUGGUAUCAAUCUAAAUCAAUUUUAUAUAACACGUUCUCCAGCUUAUCGUAUUACAUCUGUUGUUUAUGAUUCUACAUUAAAAGUGAAAGAAUUUAAUGUAUUUAAUGAUGUUAAUCCAUCUUCAAGUGUUUAUUGUGUGAAAAGUUUAGGAAAACUUCAAUUAGUCAAUACAAAUUUAACAAUCUUAUCUGAUAUAAAAAAUCUUCAAAAUUUAACAUCCUUAAUAAUUGAAACAGAUAAUGGUAUUAUUGAUCAACAUUUACCAUCGGAAUUUGGACAAUUAAAAUCUUUAUCAAUUUUAAAAUUAUCUAAUAUCACAAAUCUUGAAGAUUUACCUGAUGAAAUUAAAUAUUUAAGUCAAUUACAAUCAUUAACAUUAGAAAAAAUUCGAAAUUUUAAUAAAAUAUCUGAUGAAAGUUUUGGUCAAGUAAAUAAUCUUAAUAUAUUAAAAUUAAUUGAUUUACCAAAUUUAUCUUCAAUUCCAACAACAAUCAAUAAUCUUCAAUUAUUACAACAAUUAGAAAUAACAAACAUAAAUAUUCAUAAUUUACAAUUAGAAAAUUUAUUUGUAUUACAAUCAAUAAUAAUUUCAUCAAAUACAAAAUUAAUUUCAUUAGAUAUGAUAAAUUUAUCUUCGAUUCCAACAAUGUCAAUAAAAAAUAAUCAACAAUUAAAAACUAUUAUAUUAGAAAAUUUUUCUAAAUUAAAUACUUUUGAAUUAUAUUCAUCAUCAAAUCUUGAAUUGAUUUCAUUUCAAGAUGCAUCAUUAUUAUCAACUAUUAUAAUUAUAUCAAGUCCGACAUUGAAAACUAUUUCACUUAUUAAUGUACCAUCAAUAAGAAAUCUUACUUUAUCUGGAUGUGAACUAACAAUAUUUCCUGAAAGUAUUUUAACAUUAACAUCUUUAGAAGUAUUAAAUAUGAAAUCAAAUCAAUUAUCAACAUUACCAUUAACAUUAUUAACUGAUUUACCUAAUUUACGAAUUCUUAAUUUGACUAAUAAUAAAUUUCAAGAAAAUAUUUUUCAACCAGCACUUAUUUAUCUUCGUGAACUUGAUUUAAGUAAUAAUUCAUUAACAUCUAUUGAUAAUAUUGGAAAAUAUAAAUCUUUACAAAUAUUAGAUUUAAAUAUUAAUAAAAUAUCAUUAAUUCCACUUGAAAUCAUGAAAUUAUCAUCGACAUUAAAAAGAUUAACAAUGAAUUCUAAUGUAUUGAAUGGUGUUCCAUAUUCAAUGGCAAAUAUGAGAUCAUUAGAAGUUUUUUCUGCUACCGCUAAUAAUAUUUCAUAUUACGAAAUCCGUUAUCUCAUUGAAUUAUUUAAUAAAUCACCUAUAAGAGCUUCAUUUUAUUAA
Rotaria sp. Silwood1 is the source of this 2739-nucleotide messenger RNA. Lineage: Eukaryota; Metazoa; Rotifera; Eurotatoria; Philodinida; Philodinidae. The record is from the annotation of a GenBank genome assembly.